Orbilia oligospora ATCC 24927 is the source of this 4599-nucleotide messenger RNA. RefSeq lists its product as uncharacterized. Gene Ontology annotation, biological process: regulation of cell shape. Gene Ontology annotation, molecular function: protein binding. The record is from RefSeq and is a predicted model, not a curated record. Bases 1 to 4599 code for a protein of 1532 amino acids. Lineage: Eukaryota; Fungi; Ascomycota; Orbiliomycetes; Orbiliales; Orbiliaceae. The transcript has 5 exons.
AUGGCUUUCUUAUUCAAAAAGAACAAGCAUCACCAGCAACAGGGUGCUGGCCAUGCACCCCAGCAUGGUAAUCAAGAUGGUCGAGGGGCAACCCCUCCUUCCGGUCCUUCUUCCUCAUCUUCUGCGAAUGGUACAUUCGAGCAGCGAUCCGCUGAAGUCAGGAACUCACCACCGACACAAACCCCAAUGUAUAUGGAUAGGGGAGACCCGAGGCAGCAUCAGCAACCUCAACAUAUGCAACAGGGACCACGUCAAAUCCAGGGACCAUCUGCACAACCACAACAACCACGUCCGGCAGUGGCUGCCAACAUAAAUCCAGAUCUUUACCCGUGGUCGCGGAAACCGAUGUCGAUAUCGUCAUCCGCCGGCUCACCCUUCCCGAGAUACGGUCAUUCAGCAAACUCGAAUGCUGGAAAGGAAGGCGAGGUCUAUAUCCUAGGAGGGCUCCUUAGGUCUGAGUCUGUUCGAGGAGAUCUGUGGUUAUUGGAAGGCGGUGGUCCAAAUCUUGCUGUCUACCCUGUCAAUACUACUGCAGAGGGACCCGGCCCUAGAGUUGGACAUGCUAGCUUGCUUGUUGGAAAUGCAUUCAUUGUUUUUGGUGGCGAUACCAAAAUGAGCGAGCAUGAUAAAUUAGACGAUACAUUAUAUCUUUUGAACACUUCAUCACGACAAUGGUCACGUGCACAACCGAACGGCGAUAAGCCAUCUGGACGAUACGGUCAUACACUGAAUAUCCUAGGAUCGAAACUAUACGUUUUCGGCGGUCAGGCAGAAGGUUCAUUUUUCAACGACCUGAUGGCAUUUGAUUUAAAUACCCUGCAAAGCAAUGCGUCUCGAUGGGAGAUGCUUGUUCCCAAUGCCGAUGGCAGCCCUGAUAUUCCUGCUAAGAGAACGAAUCACACGGUUGUCUCAUUUGGAGACAAGCUCUAUCUGUUCGGCGGCACAAACGGCUUGAUAUGGUUUAACGACGUAUGGGCCUUCGAUCCUAGAGCUAACUCUUGGUCACAGCUGGAUUGUAUAGGCUACAUCCCGUCCCCGAGAGAAGGCCAUUCUGCAGCCCUGGUCGGAGAUACCAUGUACGUCUUUGGAGGCCGAAGUAAUGACGGGACGGACCUAGGGGAUCUUGCGGCAUUCAGAAUACCUUCGCGCCGUUGGUAUACAUUUCAAAACAUGGGACCAAGUCCAUCGCCUCGGUCAGGUCAUUCGAUGACAACUUACGGAUCUAGAGUAGUUGUGCUUGGAGGAGAACCAUCUGUUCAGACUAACAAUCCUGAAGAGUUAACAUUUGUGUACAUCCUUGACACCGCCAAGAUUCGAUAUCCAAAUGACCAGCAAUUACAGGAUCGAGAUCGAGCUACAGGUCCAACUGGUACUGCCGUUCGCCGUCCUAGCGCGGCGGAACGUCCGUCAAAUAUUGGGGGGCCUGGGGGGCCGCCAACUCUCAGAAAAGUUAGCUCCGCUGGACCAGGAAGGGAGUCUUUGAUGAUGGGCCCGGGAGCACAGCUUCCCAAUGGCAUUGCUGUCAGCUCCGGACCUGGUCCUGUUGGUCCCAUUGGCCCCGUUGGUCCUGCUGGUCCUGCUGGUCCCAUUGGUCCCAUUGGUCCAGGAGGUCCAGGGGGUCCAGGGGGUCCAGGGGGUCCAGGCUCACGAUUACCGAGAGCUUCCAUAGCACAGGCUCCUGGAGGGCCACCACCUCAGCAGCAGGCACCAAAUCCCCGUGGUCCAGUUGGCCCACCCCAGGUUAAUGGAAGAUCAAAAACGCCUACUAGGUCCGAACAACGCCCUUCUGUCGAUACUGGACGCGGACAACCUGCUCCCAUCAAAGAAGGCAGCAGCUCGCCACCCACAGCCAACGAUCGCCAAAUGAAUAUGGCUCCAAACGGUAACCGAGGCCCUCCCGGGCCCCAGCAACAACAACCGCAACCAGUCGCUGCAGUCGCCGCUAGCGCGAGACCGGUUAGUCCACCGGAACGCUCAAGGUCUCGACAGAAUCAAACCUCCAUUGACAGCAUUGCGGCUCCCAUCCAACAAACCCUUCAGAACCAAAAAAUUCUCCCGAACGGACAGGUUCCGAACGGGCCUCAGUCCCCCGUUCGACAAGAGAGCAUUGAGAGCCGUGCUUCUAUGGACCCUCCUAUGGAAACCGUCGCUUACAAAGAGGUCGAAAACCUCCGGCAAAGGAACGCUUGGUAUGCAUCCGAACUUGCACUUGCACGGAAGCAAGGGUAUUCGCUCCAAAAUUCUCGUGCUUCGGAUUCCUUCGAGGAUAGAGCUGCUGAAGACGUCCAUGAAAGUGACAGACCACUUCUCGAAGCACUGGUUGUGAUGAAGACAGAGCUUCGAAAGGUCCAAGGGUCCGUCGAUGAGCAGGCUGUACUCGCCGCUAAGCGUAUUGCCGAAGUUGAACGCCAGCGAGACGACGCUGUUUCUGAGGCUGUUUACAUGAAAACAAAGCUAGCCGCACUUGGAGGGGUUACAGGAAACAUGUCUCCAAUCGACGUCAGUAAUAUGGAAGCGGACCGUGCAUCGGGAAUGGAGAGAAAGCUUGCGUCAUCACUAGCUUUCCAAACGGAUCUACAGGCUAAGGUUAGAGCGCUAACAUCCGAGAUUGAAGCUGAGAGGAAGGCCCGGCAACUCGCCGAUGACCUCGCCGCUGCUGCUCAAAGCCGAGUCUCGGAGUUGGAUGAUUUCAGGAACCGAACUUCCGAGCUUGAAAGCUUAAGAGCGGAGUUAAUUGAUGCUAGGAAGAUCCUUCGAGACGAAGAACUCACAAGGGCGCAAGCCGUUACUCAAGCUAAGAUGCUAAGCGUAGACAAGGAAGAACUUGCAGCAAAAGUCGAACAGUACAAGGAUUCUCAGACUGAUUACGUGAGCUCGAUAGAGUCUCUUAGAUCAGCCCUGGUCGCUACCCAGCAGAAAACAGAGCUUCUCGAACAACAAUUGGAGGAUGACAGGACUAUUCGGGAAUCCCAGGAUCGCAAACUCGCUCGGCUCAAGAGCGAGUAUGAAGAACGCUCCGCUGAUCUCGACGCCGCCAACCGACGGCUAAGAGAUGUAGAGGAGCUUGCUGAAAAGCACGCUAUAGAAGCUAAGAGCGCACGAGAUGCUAUGAUGGCUGGAUUGGAAAAAGCUGCUGGGCGAGAUGUUUCAAAUAUUACUGGUAGCGCCGCCGAAGAAAGAGUAGCAAUCCUUCAGGAUCAAGUCCAGUCAUCGAAAGACAUGCUGGCUAAGCACAAGGAGCAGGCCGAUGAGGCUGGAGAGAGGUUAGCACAUGCUAUGCAGCGGGUUGCUGGCCUGGAAUUGAUGCAAGCGCAAGCCAGCAAAGAGGCCAUCAAUCUCCAGAGGCGGAUGGCAGACCUACUCGAUGAAGGCCGGCGACUCAAGCAGGAAAAUUCGGAUCUCACUUCCAAGUUGGCUGAGCGACAGCUAGAUGUCGAUACCGUCAACUCGAAGCAUAAUGCUCUCCGCGAUCUCCUUGUCGAGAGAGGUAUCAAUCCAGAUAUCAAGAGAGAACUUCGGUCCCGAAAUGGAUUGGGAUCGCCUGGGUCAGGAUCCGCUACACCCGACCAGAUGCAUCGUCUCCGUGAACUUGAAUCCCAGUUAGAAGCUAGCAUCAGAGCUCACAACGAAACCAAGAACCUCGCCGAUCUACAAGCCCAAGAGGCCGAAAAGGUUUUCAGCUCGAAGCUUGAGGAACUGGAGAGCAACUAUCAGUCUGUUGUUAAAUACGUCAAGGGUACUGAGAAAAUGCUCAACCGUAUGAAGGAUGAGCUAGUCAAGACCAAGGCACAGAACGCAAAAUUGAUAACAGAAUUGGAAGAAGCUAGAUCCUCGCCUCGAUCUGAAGGUGUUUCGCUAAAUGAACCCAGUUGGGAGGCUGAACGUGAGAACCUUAUAGCUGAAAUUAACAGUUUGCAAGCCAAACUCUCGGAGAGUUCGUCAACAAUGGAGAGGAGAUUGCUCGAGGUCCAGAAGGAAGUGAAUGGACUCCGAAUUGAGAGGGACACCGCCAAGCAGCAAUCUACAACGGUCAAACUACAGUUGAUGGAGGUUUCUAGCCAGCUUGAGAAGCUUGAGAAUGAAAACGCAAUGCUCGAGACUAGAGCUAAUGAGGCGGAGAAGAAAGUAUCGACACUUCUUGAUAGGCUAGAGACAUCCGUUGAUGCCUAUAGAGAGUCGGUUCGGUUCGAGCGUCGCAAUGAUAACAACAACCAUGGCGCCGAGUACUCGGAACGAAACUCUUUGUACAAUGGAGCCGAAUAUCGCAACUCCCUCGCACUUGAUAGCUUUGCCUCUGAACUCGACGAGCUUAAAGCUUCUUGGCACGCUCGCAGCAGCGCCUAUCGAUUUUCCCCCACCUUAGACUUCGGCGAUGACAUGAAAACCCCAACGUCUACUAACGGGGGGGAGCUUAGCGCCUCACUUGCUGAGUGGCGGAAGCGGUUAAAUGACGAGGAAGAGGAGGCCCGGAAGCGAAGUAGUAGCAGAACUUCGGACCUGACCGUUGAACAAAGACCCACUGGUAUUCCCGAUACGACUCCAAAAACUAACGGUAGCGGAGCUCCUCAAAUAACCAUGAACUCCAACGGCAUGUUCUAA